This is a messenger RNA of Vicia villosa (hairy vetch), 3782 nucleotides long. RefSeq lists its product as uncharacterized. The transcript is spliced from 2 exons. Bases 261 to 1409 code for a protein of 382 amino acids. Lineage: Eukaryota; Viridiplantae; Streptophyta; Magnoliopsida; Fabales; Fabaceae. Gene Ontology annotation, biological process: regulation of DNA-templated transcription; chloroplast organization. The record is from RefSeq and is a predicted model, not a curated record. Gene Ontology annotation, cellular component: chloroplast. Gene Ontology annotation, molecular function: double-stranded DNA binding.
AUACACUCAUUUUAAAACGAGGGAGUACUCUUUCAUUUGUAUGCUGCUGCGGGUAAGAAUUUCACCGGGGAAACAUACAAGGUCCAUAGAACAAGUAUCACAUUCUCUUCCUUCCCUUUCUCUUUCAUCUUUCAUUUACACUUUCGCUCUCAGUUUUCACUUUUCUUCGUGUCUUGCGUUUCUGCUUUUUUUUUUCUUCAAUUUCUUCAUAGUUUCCCCGCAUAAGCAUAAACUUCUUCAACUUAAUUUUUGCUUUUAAAAUGUUGAAAACUCAUCGCCAUAAACCCCUUCUCUACCUCAAGGCCUUAACUUUCACACUAUCCCCAAAAAACCCAUUACCAUUUUCUCUCCAUUUCUGCACCAACACUUCCAAUUCAACCUCAUUUGCAGUGUCCUACCUCAUCCACAAUUUGGGUUUCUCUCCACAAUUUGCUUCCAAACUUUCCUCCACCUACCAUCUUUAUUUCAACACAUCCCAAAACCCUGAUUUAGUUCUCAACUUCUUCAAAAACCACGGUUUCUCACACUCCCAACUUUGCCACAUCAUUACCAAGCUACCUUGCCUACUUUCCUGCAACCCCUCCAAAAGGGUCUUGCCAAAGUUUCGAUUUUUACUCUCCAAAGGUGCUUCUAACUCCGACAUUGUUAACCUUGUCAGCAAGGGCCCUGUGAUCCUGUCUCCAAGCCUGGAGAAUCAUAUAGUACCAGUCUAUGAAUUGCUUUACAGAUUCUUGCAAUCAGACAAGGAUACUAUUGCUUGUGCAGUUCAAAAUCCAACUAUACUUAGCGACCAUCGCGUGCCGCAGAACAUUCAAAUGUUGAUCGAGAAUGGAUUGAUAGACUUAAACAUUGCAAGAUUGCUUAGGAUGCAUAGCAAGAUUCUCAGCACAUCUGGCAUUCUCAAGGUGGUGGAGGAAGUGAAGGAUCUGGGGUUUGAUCCUUCACGUUCCUUAUUCGCAGUAGCGAUGCUUGCCAAAAGGACAGUAUCCGAGACCAAGUGGAAAGAGAAAGUUGAUACCUUUAAAAGAUGGGGUUGGUCUGACGAAGAUGUUGUUGAAGCGUUUAGAAAGCAUCCUCAUUGUAUGUUAACAUCCAUUGAUAAAAUUAAUUUAGUCAUGAGCUUUUGGGUCGACGAGUUGGGUUGGGAUGCUAUGGCCAUUGCCAAAUUACCAAGGGUUUUGGGGGCCAGUCUUGAGAGAAAAAUCAUACCAAGGGCAUAUGUUGUGCAAUAUCUUUUGAAGAAAGGUUUGCAUAAGAAAGCAAGCUUAACUACUCCAUUGGUAGUUAGCGAUAAGUUGUUCCUUAACAGAUAUAUAAAACAUUAUAAGGAGGAGUCAUCUUCUCUAUUAAAGCUUUAUGAACAAAAACUGAAUCUCGCACAUGCCACAGACAAAAUUAACAUGUCAUGAACAAUUUUUCAGUUACUUUGCAAAUACCAAAAAUGCAAAUAGUUGUGGACAAAUGCUGUUGUCAUAAUGGCCGCUAUAUAACUUUGAUUAUCUUCCAAACUCAAUAUUAAGGUUGUAAUUAUAGUUUUCUACUGCAAUUAUUUAACACACCAUGCAAUUAGCAUCAUGCCAUAGUUUAUCCAUACAAAGCACUUGACUAUUUGCUGCUUGUUAUUUUAACCUCUUGGUGUUAUUUUAAAUGACUACAUCAUUCAUUCAACAACUAAAUUGCUCUAACAACAUUUUGUCUGGAGUAUUUGAAGAAAUACUUUGCUUAACCGCUCUCGGAUAUUGUCUCAAAUCCAAACUGGACUUCGAUAACAUCGCAGAGAAUUUAUUGGCCUUUAGUACUAUUAAGUACAAAAUCAAUAUCUUACUACCUAUUUUGCUUAUGUACUUGUACUUUUUUUACUAUGUAAAUAGAGGUUUGUUUAAGUAUCUCACCUAUAAAAGUGACAAUCAAAAGCUUAUGUUUGAAUGAAGCAAUAUAUAGAAAAUUUGUGUCUUUUACAGCAAAAUCAUUUUUCAGAUGUUGCAAAUAAGAUGUGAAAAGUAUUUUGAAUUGGAUAGGAUUAGAAAAAAAAAGAAAACUAUAUCUAUAUUCCAACUAACCGUGUAAAAUCAAUAUUGCAGAUUCACACAAUUUCUAAGGAAGGCUUAUGCAUUGGUAAGUAACUCUUCUGAUUUCUAAAUAGUUUUCCUUUGGCUCUCUACACACCCGAUUUCAAAUUAAGAUUUAGCAUAGUUUCUAUUACUGAUGUACAAUGAGAUUCAAAAUAUUUGUUCUCUUUUCUGUAAGAAGACCGCACAUCUAUAUUAUUUUAGAACAAGCAUCAGACACUCCACGAUAUUCUGUUUCGGUGGAUGACUUUGAAACUGAAUCUUGUUUCUUACACUUUCAAGAAAUAAGAGCAUUUCCUAAGAACUUACACCAGCCAGUAGUAGACUUUCUAGUGACAUUAUCCACCUCUUAGAUAGUAAGUGACAUUAUCCUCUUGGAAGACUUUGACAUAUUUUCAAUAUUGUUUCAAAAGUGACAUUAUCCACCUCUUAGAUAGUAAGUGACAUUAUCCUCUUGGAAGACUUUGACAUAUUUUCAAUAUUGUUUCAGAUCAAAUUUUGGCUGUCUGCAUUUUUUUUUGUAUGGACUGAGGUUGCUGUUUGAUUGACAUUCUGCUAAAAGGGUAUCAACAUAAUCUUCUACUUUCAAUCUGAAUUGGAUUGAUAAUUUCUAUAGUAGAAUCAUAGAGCUCAUACAACUUCCUGAGAAGGAACAAACACAUGGUUCAGAACUUGAUGAUAUGUCAAAAAUGCUAUAUGGUACCUGGUUGGGAUUUUGAGAACUUGAUGAUUUUUUUAUGGAUGGUUGAUAAGUAUUUCUGAGAAUAGAAAUGACCUUGUUUUUAUUGUGUUGUUGCUUUGUAUGUUAGCUCUUUAAAAUGUUCAUGAAAAUGUGCCCAUGGACGAAAUAUACGGAAUAAUACAAUUAGUAAAAUGAAUUUGGUACCUCACAAAAUGACCAAUAGGAGAACUUAAAUGAAUUUAUUGAUAUAGAAAUUCAUGGACUAAAUUGACAUGACUAUUUUGAGGGACCAAAUUGAUAUUUACAUUGCAACAAAAGCAUAUGGUCCUUUUUCUGAUUCAUUUUGGUUGUUGAUGCCACUAAAUCAUUUAAUUAUUCAUCUUUGUUUUUUACUUACACCUACUCUUGAAAUUAUAAGCAUCAAUGCUUUCCCAUUCUAUUCUGUAUCCAAAUAGAGAGUUAGUGAAUGGUUGAUGAUGGUCAUCAUGGAAAGAUUUUUGAUGCCUUGGUGAAAAUUUUCUGAUGAUCGAAGAAAAUUGUUAAUUAGGAAUUGAUCUUAUUCCCUGCUAUAAAUUAUUUACUUUUCUGUAAUAGCUUUGAUAAAUUAGACUAAAAAAUAUUUGUCAUUAUAAUUUAUACUUAUCUGUAAUUACCGAUACUAUUAUAUAUAGUAUGAAAUGCAAUAGAGAAAGGCAUCAAUCUAAUUUUCCUGACAUGAUAUUAGUAGGUUCGAUCAAAUUUGGAAAGUCUUGUUAUCUUGGCUGAACAACGAUAUUCCACUGGUUCACUCUUGUAAUCGCGUUCUUUGUUUGUGUUUGUUUUGAAAUCCUUUCUUUCGAAAUUGAAACCUUGUAGUUACUUGCGAUUCUAAGUUUUUGAUUGCCAAUUCGUUAUUUCGUCUUGGAGAUUUUCAUUGUUGUGCUGUGAUCGCAAUUGAUUCUUGGCCUUCUUCGUUUGAUUGUGAUUAUGUGUCGUUUGGUGAUUGCAGAUUAUUGUUUGGCUCCGAUUUAAUCUAUUUCAGUGGUUGUUGA